GUAACCAAACAUCUCCCUGGAAAAACCUAAACGACCACAGCAUAACCUUAUUCAAGUCAUCCUCCUCAGUCCUCCCGUCCUGUCUAUCGCAAAAAACUGGAAAAUGUCUGAACCGGAGUCUCAAUCUCAGGCCGCAGCAACACCUAUUAAAACUGAACUCAACGCUAUGGAGACCUCCUUGGAUGACUCCUCUAAGGCGGCUCAACCUCCCAAGCUCGUCGUUUUGGCAGACCUUAACGCCAAUCCUCCUGAAACAGACACUAACGAUUCUGUUAACCUCUCAGUUCCAGACCUCAGCAGGUUGACAAAUGAUGAAAGUCAAGAUAAAAGUAGCGUCGCGUGUAAAGAAGGGGACACAGUGGAAUUUGAAGGUAAAAAAUUGAACAAAUUAGGGAAAUGUCGUUCGAGAAAUAGCAAAUUAGAUGCUUCUCUUGAUUAUGGACCUGACAUUGACGCUGAUCAGCCUGGUCAAGGUCCUAUCUCUUCCCGUGAAGAAAAAGUCAGCAGUCUUAAAACUGGUUUGGUGCAUGUUGCAAAGAAGAUGCCUAAAAAUGCUCAUGCGCAUUUUAUUCUUGGUCUAAUGUAUCAAAGGUUGGGUCAACCUCAAAAGGCAGUUUUUGCUUAUGAGAAGGCAGAAGAGAUAUUGCUGCGCAGUGAGGCUGAGGUUGCUAGACCGGAGUUCCUGUCACUAGUUCAAAUUCACCAUGCUCAGUGUAUUCUCCUUGAAAAUUCUUCUGAUAAUAGUUUGGAUAAAGAACUUGAAGCUGAAGAGCUUGAAGAAGUCCUUUCUCGAAUGAAGGAAUCAAUGCAAUCAGAUGUAAGACAAGCAGCUGUCUGGAACACACUGGGCUUGAUACUUCUCAAAUCAGGUCGUUUGCAGAGUGCCAUUUCAGUUUGGUCUUCAUUGUUGGCAAUGGAUACUAGCAACUAUGAUUGCCUUGGAAACCUGGGGAUUGCGUACCUUCAGAGUGGAGAUUUGGAGCUUUCAGCAAAAUGUUUUCAAGAGUUGAUCCUUAAAGAUCAAAAUCAUCCUGCUGCCUUUGUCAACUAUGCUGCCCUUCUUCUUUGUAAAUAUGGGUCAGUUGUUGCAGGUCCUGGGGCAAAUGCUGGUGAAGGUGCUUCUGUAUACUGGGCUGAACCUGUCCAUGUUGCAAUGGAAUGUCUACUAGCUGGACUGAAAGUGGAUCCUAAAGCAGCACAUUUAUGGGCAAAUCUUGCUAAUGCAUAUUACUUGACUGGUGACUACAGAAGUUCCAGCAAGUGCUUGGAGAAGUCAGCUAAAUUGGAGCCCAACUGUAUGUGUACUAGAUAUGCUGUGGCAGUCCAACGAAUCAAGGAUGCAGAAAGGUCUCAAGAUCCCAAUGAACAGCUUUCCUGGGCUGGAAAUGAAAUGGCUUCCAUUUUGAGAGAAGGAGAAUCUGUUCCUAUCGAAUUUCCUAUUGCAUGGGCAGGACUUGCCAUGGUUCACAAAGCCCAGCAUGAGAUUGCAGCAGCAUUUGAAACUGAACGAAAUGAGUUGGCGGAUGUAGAAGAGCGUGCUCUCUACAGUUUAAAGCAGGCAAUAGCGGAGGACCCGGAUGAUGGAGUGCAGUGGCACCAGCUCGGCAUGCAUUGUCUCUGUUCCCGACAAUUUGAAACAGCACAGAAGUAUCUCAAAGUUGCAGUUACUCAUUUUAAAGAGUGCAGCUAUGCGUGGUCAAAUCUUGGUGUCUCGCUUCAAUUAUCAGAGGAAUCAUCACGAGCUGAAGAUGUAUAUAAACAGGCUUUGGCUUGUGAGGCAUCUGAACAAGCACAUACAAUAUUUUCUAACCUUGGAAAUCUCUAUCGCCAGCAAAAACAAUAUGAACGUGCUAAGGCAAUGUUUACAAAGUCUCUGGAACUCCGGCCUGGCUAUGCUCCUGCAUAUAACAAUCUUGGUCUCGUGUUUGUAGCAGAAAGUCAAUGGGAGGAGGCCAAGUUCUGUUUUGAUAAAGCUCUCCAGGCAGACCCAUUACUGGAUGCAGCCAAAUCCAACAUGAUAAAAGCAAUGACCAUGUGUAGAUUGCAUGCAGGCUAGUCCUGGUGUCUUCUUCAGGAUUGCUAUUUACUCAAAGUUGAACUUGAGGGAGGUAACCUGCUUUCCUGAAAUGAGGGUCAUGAAUUACGUAUAUCAUUUGUUAGGAGUAAAUUUUUGUUAGGUGUCUGUCCCUGUAUCAUAGUCAUGCUUAAUUUUUGAAACGGAAACCACUGUUCCUACUUCCCUGGGUUGUUCUUGAGAGCUAAAAAAUUUCGAAAGACAGGGCUCUUCAACAAAGGCCGAAGGUCCAUCUUGCAAGUAUACCUGAUUUCUAUAUUAAUGCCGACACUGAGCAACUGGUUGGUUUUCAAUUUCAUCUAUUUCCUGGAGGAAACUAGGUAAAGAAGAGGCAUGUACUUACAUCGUAAUGAUACUGAUUUGUAGGGAAGUUAAAUUAACUGCCCAAUCUAGGCAGCUGAUCUAUUAUUAUGUAGAAGGAUGAAAAAUGAUAUGAGCGCUUGGACAGAGCCACGCCAAGUGGGUGGUUAUUUGAUUGUUUGAAAGAUUCGGCAUUUGUGGCCAGUGUCGGAACAAUCUAGAUGAGCCUAGACGCUUGUUGCGGCUGAUUUGGAUCUGA
Ricinus communis (castor bean) is the source of this 2633-nucleotide messenger RNA. Its product is annotated as probable UDP-N-acetylglucosamine--peptide N-acetylglucosaminyltransferase SPINDLY. Bases 104 to 2056 code for a protein of 650 amino acids. Gene Ontology annotation, molecular function: protein binding. The record is from RefSeq and is a predicted model, not a curated record. The transcript is spliced from 11 exons. Lineage: Eukaryota; Viridiplantae; Streptophyta; Magnoliopsida; Malpighiales; Euphorbiaceae.